AUGACCGUCAAUGCUCCUUCCACCGACACCUUUGUGCCUCGUCCUCGCGCCGACAUUGAGGCCGACAUCCAGACUGCGCUGAGCGUCUCGGCCAACGACCGCUUCAUUGUGCGUCAUGUCGCCCGUGACGAGCCAUUCUACUACCUCGGCGACACCGCCUGGGAGCUCUUCCACCGCCUCGACCUGGCCGAGGCAGAGCUCUUCCUCCGCAACCGUGCCCAGAAGGGCUUCAACAGCAUCAUGGUGGUGCUGUUUGCCGAGCACGGCGGCCUCGAUUUCCCAAACCGCGCAGGCGAGUGGCCGUUCCACCCAGCCCCAGAGUCCAAGCCUGGCGCAUACGUUCCCGACCUGAUGCGCCCCAACCCCCGCUACUAUGACUUUGUGGACCAGGUCGUCGCCCUGGCUUCCAGCCUGGACAUGACCAUCUCGCUCGUGCCCACCUGGGGACGCUACGUCAACGGCGGAUACUAUGGCAGCCCGAUCCUGUUCAACGAGGAGAACGCGCGCGCGUUCGGCCGCUUUGUGGGCGAGCGGUAUCCAUUCCACCCGUUCAUCCUGGGCGGCGACAGUAACCGCCUCUGGAACCCCGACUUUGAAAAGACGCUCAAGUCGGGCGGCGAUAUCUUCAAGCUGCCCGUCAUCGACUUUGGAGCCAUCACCGAGGCGAUGGCGCAGGGCCUCCUCGAGGGAGAGGCGGCCGGCAUUGCUGCCCUUGAUGCGCAGCUGAAGGCUCAGGCGAGCGACUACAAGACGUUCAUCACCUUCCACUCGGCACAGGUUUGGCUUCCCGAGGGCACCGAGACUUCUGCAUCGACACAGUUCCCCGACGCCGAGUGGCUGUCGUUCGAUUGUGUGCAGACCGGCCACCACGACGGGCCCAAGCCUGGCCUUGACAAGGCGGCGUCAGAGCUCAUGGCGUCCUCGCUGUGGCACUCCAAGUCGUCAUAUGACCCCAUCCGCAAAAUGUACGCCGCUCGCCGCCGCGACGGGCGUCCCCGUCCUGUUCUGGACUUGGAAGCUCACUAUGAGUCUACACACCAAUGGUUUGACUACGCUUUCCCUCUGUGGAACGCCGACGAUAUCCGCAACGGCAUGUGGCAGGGCCUGUUUGCCGGCGCCUGUGGAUACACUUACGGCGUCAACUCGAUCUGGCAGAUGCACAACGCGUCGUCCGCCACACACCCACCUAUCCAGCCCCCUACCAACGCCAGCGUCGACUGGUACCUGGAGCUGGACCUCCCCGGCGCGUUCUAUUCCAGCGUGGCCAAGAGCGUGCUCCUCUCGUUGCCGGGCUACUUUUCCCGUAUCCCAGACCAGACCUUCAUCACAAGCGACACGCACGAGCAGGCCGGCAAGAAGGCAGGCGAUGCGCUCGUGUCGGGCAUGCGCGCCGACGGCUGGGCCGCCGUCCACCUCCCGUACGGAGGCGACGUCGAGGUGGACCUGACCAAGGCCAUCCCCGGCGCGUCGUCGUGGAAGGCGUGGUGGGUUGACCCGCGCUCUGGCGGCCGUGAGGUGUUUAUCACUGGCGACAAGCUGGGUCAGCACACCUUCUCGGCGCCAAGCGCCGGUUCGCUCACUGACGACUGGAUCCUGCUUGUUUCCGUCGACCCGUACCCCCUGUCGGCCUAG
Molecule: messenger RNA, 1632 nt
Organism: Apiotrichum porosum
Lineage: Eukaryota; Fungi; Basidiomycota; Tremellomycetes; Trichosporonales; Trichosporonaceae
Exons: 4
Coding region: 1-1632 (543 amino acids)
Source: RefSeq, a predicted model, not a curated record